AUGCGUUUCUCAUCUUCUUUUAUACUACUUGCUGCUAUAUUUAUGUUCGGUGUAACUGCUACCGGCGAUACGACGUCAACACCACCUGCUGCUGAUGGUCCUCUUCUCAGCCCUGAAACGGAGAAAAAAGUGAUGGGAUACCUGGUGAAUGUUGGUGAACAAGGCAAAAGUAUCCUAAACACAAGCCAGAAUAAUUGCAAGGCUGCCCAAGCAGGCAAUUACGACACAUGUAUCAUUGAUGACAUCAGAAGACAAGCAUACGAGCUCGGUCUGCCCGUACCUACACUUUAA
Messenger RNA from Lichtheimia ornata, 291 nucleotides. RefSeq lists its product as uncharacterized. The coding region runs from base 1 to 291 and encodes 96 amino acids. The transcript has a single exon. The record is from RefSeq and is a predicted model, not a curated record. NCBI's taxonomy places the organism in Eukaryota, Fungi, Mucoromycota, Mucoromycetes, Mucorales, Lichtheimiaceae.